Messenger RNA from Mauremys mutica (yellowpond turtle), 8978 nucleotides. It is a transcript of the gene PGPEP1, whose product is annotated as pyroglutamyl-peptidase I. Lineage: Eukaryota; Metazoa; Chordata; Testudines; Geoemydidae. Bases 501 to 1049 code for a protein of 182 amino acids. Gene Ontology annotation, biological process: proteolysis. The record is from RefSeq and is a predicted model, not a curated record. The transcript is spliced from 5 exons. Gene Ontology annotation, cellular component: cytosol. Gene Ontology annotation, molecular function: pyroglutamyl-peptidase activity.
GUAAUGAGAAGCUUGGGGGCAACUUGAACUUGCACACUCAGCUUCUCCAAGGUUUUCAACUAACGGUUAGAAAAAAGUAACUUGCUAGGCUCUUGUGUACCUGACAAGCCUUCUCUGAGGAACUCUAAAUUAUCCGUUUCCAUCCCUUUCCCCAGAUUUCUAAUGUCCUGGACGUUUUGCAUAGAGCCACUUCUGUGUAUCACUUUAGAAAUAACUAAGACCAGACUAGAGCCCCAAUUCUCUGCUCAUUGUAUUGAGACGGUUUUAGUAUCAGAGUUCCCAAUGUAUGUCUUCAGUCAGCACGGAUCUCUCACUUAACCAAUUGUAUACACAGGAAGAAGCAAGCAAUGACAUGCAAGAGCACCUUGGAGCCCUAGUCAUGGACCAGGAUCCUGUGGUGCUAGGCGCUGUGUAGACACAGGACCCACAGGAGUUUACAAUCCAACUCUAAGACAAGAGAUGACAGAUGGAUACAGACACGCUGGGAGUACAAAUAACGAAUGAGUGAGCUGGAGAAGCUGGGCUUGGGAGAUGGUGUGGAUCUGUAUGUAUAUGAAAUCCCAGUUGAAUACCAAACAGUACAAAGACUAAUUCCCGCAUUGUGGAAAAAACACAGUCCACAAUUGGUGGUUCAUGUGGGUGUAUCAGGUAUGGCCACAACCGUAACCUUGGAAAAAUGUGGGCAUAACGUAGGAUACAAAGGCUUGGACAACUGCCGUUUCUGUCCAGGCUCUCAGUGUUGUGUAGAAGGUGGCCCAGAAUGCAUCGAUUCGAUUAUUGACAUGGAUGCAGUUUGCAGGAGAGUCUCAACGCUGGGACUUGAUGUCACGGUUACUAUAUCCAAGGAUGCCGGCAGAUAUCUCUGUGAUUUCACUUACUAUACUUCCUUAUACCAGAGCCAUGGCAGGUCUGCGUUUGUUCAUGUGCCUCCACUGGGAAAACCAUAUACUGCAGAGCAGCUGGGCCGGGCACUACAGGCUAUCAUAGAAGAAAUGCUUGAUGGUUUGGAGCAUUCUGAAGGCAAAAUCAAUUGUCGCCAUGAACACUGAAGCUGAGCAAAACUCCUACCACUGUUGCACUUCCAAAAUACUCCCCGCUACUAAGUACUGGGGAAGCAGCCUGUCUGAAAUGCACAGAAAAAGAAUCAGAGACUUCAGAAUGAAAGUUAAUUCCACUUCCAGCAAUUCUGUGACAUUCUUCUCUUCCUGUGAAUUUCAUCUGAAACAAGAAAGGAUUUCAAGUCUUUCUUUUAAACCACCUGCAACUACUUAUUUCCUAAAGUGGCUGAAAAAUGUGUGCUGUGUUUUCUACAGAGGAUAUCUGUAAAUCAAGUGACAGCUAUUGAGCAGUCUAAUACAGUGCAGAUGGAAAGGUUUACACCUGGAAUCAGAGUUUGUGUGCAGGGAAUCGAUAAUACCAUCUUCUGAUUAAAGUCCUUAGUUUAAAAGAUUUGCUGAUUUAAAAAAAAAAAGGUUUUAAUGUAAAAUUAUAGCUAUAAGCAGUUGGCAUAGAAGACUGAGCUUAUUUGGGCUUUAAACAGUUCUUGUUUGGGAUGGGGAGUCAUUUAUAAUUGUUUUAGAGGGGCACUGAAUCUUUUUUUGCCAGUCCUAAAAUACCAGUGCAUUAGUGUGGACUCCUGUUAAGACUUUAAUAGUGCUGCAAACAGAAGGGGUACAUGGUUUUGAUUUCUCAUGUUGGGGAGUACUUGAGGUACAAAGAGGAGAUGGCUUUUUGUAUGUGGGAGACACCCAACCUGCACCAAACAUUUCUGAAAAAUGAUUUUUAUUGUGCUCUUAAUACCACCUUCCUUGCUCAGAUUAACCAUAUACCUCCUUUACGAAACACAUUGUUUCAUAUGUGUAUAAAAUAAAACUUACAGCGGUUCGAAAAGCUUUGCUAGUGACCACUGUUUCCACAGGGGUCUCUUUUUCCAGAACCUCAAUGCUAGAGCUUACCCUGCCCUUGUACCUUAAAAACAACUCGGCACUCUUCUUUUUUUUAUUGUAAAUGUUUGUUCUGUUUAGGGAUUGAAGGAAGAGUAACAUCUAAGGACUUGUCCGCACAGUGCGACAAAGCGCUCUAGCGGCUUGUGCUCCAGCUGUCCCUUGAAGACCCUGCUGGUACGCUCUAACAGGUUCCUAGUGCACGUUGAUAGAAUCCUGCUUCAACACUGAACUCAUGCACAGCACGUUACCGUGCUUUACAAGUCACACCCUCUAGAGUGCUUUAGUGUGCCAUGUAGACAAGCCCUAAAUUAAAUAUUCAGUUACACCAUCUUGGUUUAUUAUAGACCUAAAUAUGCCAAAAUGUGAAUGAAAGGCAACUCCGCCCCACAGCUAGCAGGCACUCAGCCCGACCCAAUGCCACCCUCGCUGCAGACCCAGAGUUGCAAUGAUCUUGUUUACUCUGUGCUGAGCUCUGUGCUUGUCCUUCUCCUAAGGCACUCCUGGGGCACCAGGAAGGAAUGACCAGAAGGUACCACGGCUUCCAUUAUUAUCUGUGGGGCGCCACUGGGUUAGGUGCUGUGUACACGCACGCACACACGUUCCUGCUGCAAAGAGACUCUCCUGCAGCUUUGAUUUCCAGUCCUGUGUCUCGGUUCCCAGCAAAGGUAACAGAGCUCCUCUAGUGGCCUACAGCCAGGAGAAAAAGAGUCUGAUUCUGCACUGCCUUGCCUUUCUGGCCAUUACCUACACCAGUGCAAACCAAUUCUGAUCCAUCUACACUAGGAAAAUCAGGACCCAGGGUUCUCUGCUGGGGUCACUCACCCCAGUGGUAGCAAACAUGCACAUUUCUGACUGGUCCAUUCUAGUCUCAAAACCAAUUGUAGGGGGCAUGACGCAUCAGGGGCAAGUACAUGCCCCCAUUCUAGCUGCAGCCUCCUCUUGGGCAGCAAAACUUUCCGGUGUUGUGGGCCUGGUCCCAUUCUAGAAGUUUUUAAGAAAGCGCUUCUCACCAUGUAUAAACUGAGACUUGUAUUUUAAAAUUUCACUCAAAGGGGGCAUUUCUGGGUGGCCUCCACGUGCCCUCUGUUUGGUGAGAUGAUCUCAUUCGUAACAUUGAGGCUAGGUCUGCUUGCUCUGCAGACUUUCCAAAUGCAGCACUUGGAAAGAUAGGUCUAGUGUUCUAGCCAAGAUUCAAAAAGGUCUUUGAACUAGUAGUAUGUGACCUUGACUCUAAAUUGUGUUGUAAGUGAAAGGUACGUAAUGCCACAACAAAAGUAACAGUUAAAUUGGUACUAGCUAGCAUGUCUUUUUAGGGAGCCAUUUAAAUAAGAACUUAUGUGACUAGUUCUAAUACUUUUACUAAAAUAGAUAUUAAACUACGUUUUGAAACCUGUUAGAAAUAUCUAUAACUGUUUGUUUUAAGUUCUCUAAUUAUAAAUGAUUCUCCUAUAGUAUCUCUCAAUGAGAGCUGCCACUUUACUGCUACUUCCCACCAGGAAGUUCAGUGACAAAGAAAAUACCACUUAACAUUUGAAUGCAUGAGAGAGGUUGGAGACUUCCGCAGUUUUGUUAAGGCAACUCUUUUGCUUGGGAAGCUAGUGCAUAGAGAUGUUCAGAUAUACUUUUGGGUUACUUAAGAUUGGUUUUCUGUGGAAAUAUCGCCAUGUUUUCUUCACAGCUUUUCUGAUUGAUAGAACUUGCUUUAAAAGUCAAUGUACAGUCUCUCCUGUGCAUUCAGUGCAGAGUAUCGCUUCUUUGUCAGGCUUUCAGCAGGCAGGUCAGAUCACAAUUUCCUGUUUAGUAAUUUAUUAUAUUUAAUAUUUUGUUUAAAUAUUGGUGAUUUUACUCAUUUUUGCAAAUAGUGGAGGUAAUGAUCUUGUGGCUUUCCCUUUAAUUGGUAAGCAGGUUCUGAUCAUCAAAGUGCAUCUUAACUGCUGAACCUCUUCAAAAAAGAGAAAUAUAUGUUCCAUUAAAUACAGCAGCUGACUUUUACAUAAUUUCUGAAACCAUUUAAUUUCCACUUUAAAAAGAUUCCUGGCUAUGAACAAAAUGGAAGCGGAGCUCCACAGCUGAGUGAGAUAGAGUGACCAUAGAGUCGAAACUCCCAUCGGGUGGUCUCAUAAAGGGCUGCAGAUCAACAACCACAUAUUCCUUGUAGUGUAUGUCCUCAGAAAGUCACAGGUGAGGCUGCCCCUAAACAGAGACGCUAAAGCUCAGCUUGUCUGCAGAACUUUUAUUGGUUCAUCUUGUGUGGGCCAUCUGUCUGCUGAACAUUCCUCCUAAUUCAGUAAAGGAAGUCUAGCAGCUCUGAUCCUCUGGAUCGUAGGCCAGUUUUACAUCUCAUUUUGGUCAAUGUUUCCAGUUCUAAAUUGGACACUGUCAACAUCUUCCUGUUGAAUGUUCAAUUGUAACUUUGAGUGCAGAUAGUCCUUAAGGAGUUUACAGAUGGUCAGCCUCAGAGCCCCCUACUAGUGUUGAUACUGCACCAUGCUCAGUGGAAUCCACUCAAGUUUAAGAAUGGAUUAUACUGUAUAGAACUGUAGGAGGAGGCGUGUACAGUUCUGUGAGCAGAGAAGGUAGGAGGGAAGCCUCUUCUAGAUUCAGGAUUAGUCUGCUCAGUCAGUGGAGUCUCCCCAGCCAGGCACCUUUUAAGAAGUGCAUUUUGGGUUCCUUUCCGCAAUCCUCCUUUGAGGGGAAAAACUUCACUGAUUUCUGAGAGUGGGAGCGUGGGAUGUGAGCGCUGAAUGUCAGUGUCAAAGUUCUUAUUUCUACUAAUACGCUUCACUUUGUUGUGAGCAGUGUUUUUUUUAAUUGUUUGCAUUUCCUCAGUCUGCUUUUGUAAAGCUUCAUGGGAUUGGUUUUAUUUGCUAGAAAAUAUAAUUUAUUUUAUCAUCUUUUGUUUUGAGAAUAAGUAGUUGGAGAUCACCUCUUUAAAGAGCUGGUGUCUUGUUUUAUUAGUGAACUUUUGUAUAGUGAUUUUUUUUAAUUGUGACAUUAAACUAAUUUUAUUUAAAUCUGACCUAAAUUAAAUACUUUUGUUGGGUUUUUUGCUGAUUUUUUUAAUUUAAAUUCAUUAACUCGUGUGUUCUCUAAUAUAGACCUAUUUUGUUUGGAAUUACACCAUAAAAAUGGUUAAACUUUAGUUACUGUCUUGUGUAAUAUUUGCUGCCUGCUUCAUCCUCAGUUCAUUAAUAAAUAGAACUUUGCCUGGGAGACCUAUUGCCAGCUACAGAAUUUUUCAAACUAGCAAGUAAAUGUGGAAACCCAAAAACUGAGUUAGUUAAAAUUCUGAUACCUAUAACUAGUACACCUUGUAAAGUAUGUGAAAUUCUAGUAACAGUCAUUGCAGCACUGUCUGUAUUAGGGUGACCAGACAGCAAAUGUGAAAAAUCGGGUGGGGGGUUAAUAGGAGCCUAUUUAAGAAAAAGACCCAAAAAUCGGGACUGUCCCUAUAAAAUCAGGACAUCUGGUCACCCUAGUCUGUAUUAACACUUUGCUGAGAAACUGGGUAAGAGAGAUUGGUGGAUUUUGUGUUAAUGAGAGAUCAGGUUUGCAGAAUGGGGGAGAGAACUAGGGAGGUUUUGUUGUGUUAGUCAAGGUGUCUUUAUGUACUCACAGCUUGUGGGAAGUAAGGAGUUGGUGACACUUAUGGAUGAGACUCAGUUGUUUCAGUUAAUAAAAACUAUGGAGGGUUUUUGAGACACUCCAGAUGCGCUCAAACUCAUUCAGGGAUUGGUGACCAUAGUGGCAGGAGAAAUUAAGCUUGAAUAAAAACGUGGUAAUAUCCAUUGAAUCAGGGAAGAGAAGUACUGACUGACUCUGAACUCGAAGGCUUCUCUGAAAAUAAGGACUUGGGAGCCAUGGUGGGUGUACUAGUGAAGACAGAUACCCAAGGCUCUGCAGCCAUUUGUGCUUGAGUGCAUUUGAAAAAGGGAGAGUGAAAUAUUGGGGGGUGGGGGGGGAGAGACUAUAGUAUUGUCCAGCAUUGGCUGCCUCCUCUGGAAAGACUGAAAAAGGUAAUGAAGGCUGUGGCUACACUUAGCACUUCAAAGCGCUGCCUUUGGGGAAUAACGGACAGCGCUGGGAGCCGCUGCAGAUUUGUAGUGUAGCCAAGCCCGAAGAUGGGUAGAGGUAUUGAGCAGGAUUGUGACAUGAGACUGCAAAGACUAGAAUUAUGUAGCCUGGAAAGAACAAUUUUACAAGGAGGGGACUUGGUUGAGAGUGUUCAAAAUGACAAGACUUAGUGAAAUUAAAGGGUGUACAUUGAGAAUGAAAAAAAUUAAUACCACUUUAUGCAGCUCAGUGUUUGCAAUUCAUUGCUGCUGGCGGGCCUGGCUCUGUGGCCAGCAUCACUGGUACCAUGUAAACUAAGAAUCCUAACCUUUAAACUGACUGCUUGAGAAGGGAUUUGUCCCCAUGCAACCUGGCAUGACAGAGUGCGGAGAGUUGUCACUCUCCUCUGAAGCAUUGGUAUUGGCUGAUGCCAGGGUCUGAUAUGACAACUUCUCUGUAUCUACUUAGGAUUUGUACUGUAAGUGCUUGGCUUAUAAUAAGUCAAGUAGGGAACGAUAAAUUGUCCCAAAUGUAGCAUUUAGACUUCAGUGAUGUGUAUUUUUUUUUUGUCUGCCCGAUCUUCCACAGAGUGUUACCUCUUUGUGCCUCACUCAGCUGGCAAACAGUACCCUGGACACUGUCACACAGUGAAUCCAUGGUACCGCUGGGAUAAGAACCCAGGAGCUUCCAGGCCUGGCUUCCAGCUGGUAGCACAGCCUCACAGUAUUUUUUUAAAUGAAAAGUUUAAAAAAAAUUGUAAUCUCCUAAAUGUGAUAAAACACCAAUAAUCCUCCUACUGUCUGAAUGUGUAAUUAAGUGAAAUGUUACAUACAAGCAUAUAUAUAUAAUAUGAACUGUAUAAAGAAAUCGCAGUGCAAAGGCCUGGCUGGACCCCAGGUUGGGAAAGGUUAGGUGGGAAAGAGCGAUUAAUCUGGCAGGUGAAAGCCUUGUUUAAAAGAGGAACCGUUAUGCGAAAUAAACCCCCUACCUGAUUGUAUUCUGUCACCGCCUGCCCAAUGGUGAUCUGUGAAUCGGUUUUAAAUUGUAGCAUAAGUGUUUUUAAUCUUUCUAACCAUGCAUUUUUGUGAUACAGCAUUGAGCUCCCUUAAGAGUUAGUUGUAAUGUUUAAAAACCAACUGUCCAGGGGUAACAUAAGGGAGAGUAACAGGCAGGUUUGUGUAUAUUCAUAUAUGGAGUUCAGUUUUAGGAAUCAUUCUGCAACAAGGAUGUUGUAGCUGAAUUCACAAUAGCUCUAAAUCCAUUUGUGUUUCUCGAAUGGGCUUCCAUAGAGCAGCUUCCCUCCAAGCGCCUUUGACGGUUUCACUUCUGGUUCGUAGAAAGCUGGUUUACCAUAAAAUCCAGGGGGGCAGGAGGCAGUUUGAUAGGGCUUCAUUCAAUUUAACUUAUUCUAGGUUUUGUUAUAUUUUCAAAACUUUAUUGAAAAGCUUGCAUAAAAUGCCCCUAAUUGCUCAUUUUUAUAUAUUGUAGAGUGUAUUGCAUUGCAUUUACCAGAAAUCCUACCUAAUAUUUUGCAGUGAAGAAAUGUCCUUUUUCCUUUCAAAACCAGUAUUUGCAGCUUGACAUAAUAAAUGUCUUAUCAGUGUAAAAAUAAACAGCAGUUUCACUGAAUCUCCACAGCAGAAACAAAGCUAUAUUCAAAAAAAUGAAACCGACAGGAUACUCUUGGGCUGUAUUGUUAAUUCCUCACCCUAUUGAAAUGUGGAAACGAUGUCUAUUUAAAGAAAUAUUUUAAAACAAAAUGAAAUGCGAGGUGUCUUGCUGUAGACAAGAAUUAAAUAUGGGAAAUGAAACUCUACACUGCCCUGAAGUUAAACCCUGGGCUGUUUAAAUACCGGCUCAGGUCUUGUAUUGCACCAGCUUAUUGAAAUGCCUGGGUUAACUUUGAUUAAACAGAGAGUGCCUUUCCUUGGGCUUUGCUCCCUGGGAAUGCAGCCUGUUGGUGAGUGGGAAUAGAUGAGCCAUUUGCACACAGGUGUGGAGGGAAGAGGCAAGAUUGGACUCCUGUAACUGGGAGAAACCAGUGACCACUUGUCAGUGUCCCCUUUAUCUGAGGGGAUGUUCUAUAGAAGCUCUGCAUUGACCUGAGCUCCUAAGACCUUCCCAGAACACAUCCAGGCCUAGUAAGGGAGAGCCGAGUAUGUGCUACUAAGUGCACUUGCAUGCACACACACAACAUUCUUACUGUUCACUGGGCUUCAGCAGGCUGGCUGAAUUAUUGGUCAGAUUUCUUCAGAUCGUGUUCUCUUGUCCGGACGUCUCUUGUUUAUGCAUUUGCAGCAUCACUCGGCCUUUCAGGAUGGGCACUUUUGAACCUCCUCUGUUAAUUGUGAUCAGAUAAACAUUCUCCUCUCUCCCACCCCCCAAGUCUCUCAGGGGUGCUUAUCAGGACUAUUGGCACUACAGUUUUAUACAUUUGUUGGGGCUUCUGUUUUUCUCAAUACUUUCUUGCAGUGCCUUGUAAAACCAAACAAUCCAGCGUGUCACAAAAGGGCUGUGUUGUAAUGACCAAACAGUAACAUACUUUCAGCUUGCCAUUGCUAGCCUGAACUCUGUAACUGGAAAUUUAAAACUGACAUUGCAAAAGUCAAUAAAAUGAGUUGAUUCUUUGCCGUGUCGUGUUCUUUAACAAAUACUUCAGGAGCUUUCUCUGAGAUGCCUCUUGUAUGGUUGGAAUCACUUUGUUUGUAAACUUCCAUCGCAGAGCUUAGAUUUUUGUGCAAUGUUACCGGGAAGAGUGCUUGGAAGUAUUAUUCUGUCGUGUGUAUUCAGCAGUAUCUGUGCGCCCCAUUGUUCUAGGCACUACGCCAUGUAGGACUUCUCAGAAAACUUACAUUGGCCUUCAAGGGAGUGAUAUAGGACAUAAAGCUGGGGGUCUCUAGAACAUGGUUCUGGCACGUGAUAUAGCAAAAAUUGUGUACUUUUGUUUACAAUUUCCUAAAAAUUAAAAUGUCUCCUGUG